Messenger RNA from Rhinichthys klamathensis goyatoka, 1761 nucleotides. RefSeq names its product tubulin tyrosine ligase-like family, member 9 (gene ttll9). The record is from RefSeq and is a predicted model, not a curated record. Gene Ontology annotation, molecular function: tubulin-glutamic acid ligase activity; tubulin binding. Gene Ontology annotation, biological process: protein polyglutamylation; microtubule cytoskeleton organization. The transcript has 14 exons. Bases 61 to 1389 code for a protein of 442 amino acids. NCBI's taxonomy places the organism in Eukaryota, Metazoa, Chordata, Actinopteri, Cypriniformes, Leuciscidae. Gene Ontology annotation, cellular component: cilium.
UCCUAUGACAACAGAUAGACCACAGUUCUAGUCUCACGCUGCUAAGGUUCCGCUGUUAUUAUGAAAUGGUUAGUUUCUGACAUGUCCAAGAAUAAGCAGACAGCUGGACAUAAAGGUGCCUACAGUUCCCAGAGGAAAAAGGAAGGGGAGGUAAGGAGUUGUAUACGGUACAGAUGUGGCCUGACCAACACCAUUCAGGAUGUCCUAAACCAGAGACCAGGCUGGGUAGAGGUGAAAGAUGAAGGCGAUUGGGACUUUAACUGGUGUGAUGUUGGAUGGCUGAGAGAGAACUUCGAUCACUCGUACAUGGAGGAACACGUGCGGAUAUGUCACUUUCGCAACCACUACGAGCUGACUCGAAAGAACCUGAUGGUAAAAAACCUGAAGAGGUAUAGAAAAAAUUUAGAGCGGGAGGCUGGGCGUUUAGAGGCAGCCAAAUGUGACUUUUUCCCACGGACGUUUGAGCUGCCCAGUGAGUAUCACAUAUUUGUGGAAGAGUUUAAGAGAAGCCCAGGGAGCACUUGGAUCAUGAAGCCUGUGGCACGAUCACAAGGGAAAGGAAUUUUUCUGUUUCGGAAACUCAAAGAUAUCAUAGAUUGGAGGAAGGAUGGCACCCGCUCUGAAGAACAGAGAGAUGAGGCUCAAGUUGAGAGCUAUGUCGCUCAGCGCUACAUUGAGAAUCCCUACCUCAUAGCUGGGAGAAAAUUUGACUUGAGAGUCUAUGUUCUUGUAACAUCAUAUAUUCCAUUGAAGGCCUGGCUGUAUCGUGAUGGUUUUGCUCGAUUUUCCAACACCAGGUUCUCUCUCAACAGCAUAGAUGAUCAGUACGUUCAUCUCACCAAUGUUGCAGUGCAAAAAACUGCUCCUGAUUAUGAUCCUGAGAAGGGUUGUAAGUGGCUGAUGCAACAGCUGCGCUGUUAUCUGACUGCUAAGCAUGGUUUCGAGACAGUGCAGACUCUGUUUAAAGAAAUUGACAACAUAUUUAUUCGCAGUUUGCUUAGUGUUCAGAAGACCAUCAUCAAUGACAAACACUGUUUUGAGUUGUACGGAUAUGACAUACUGCUGGACCAGGAUUUAAAGCCGUGGCUAAUCGAAGUGAACGCUUCACCCUCCCUCACAGCCAGCAGUCAGGAGGACUAUGACCUAAAAUACAGACUGCUGGAGGACACCUUGCACAUUGUAGACAUGGAGGGCCGUCUGACAGGCAAGGAGAAGAGGGUUGGCGGAUUUGACCUAAUGUGGAACGAUGGACCCGUCUACACGGAUGUCGGUCUAGAGGCCAUGGGUUGUUCUUGCCUCGUGGCAAAUACACACCUUGGCUGUGUGAAUGAUCGCCAGAAACAGCUUCAACAGCUUCUAAAGCCUUUCCCAGGACAGAAGAGAACAUGACAUGCAGAUGACAUCUAAUCAGUGUGACAAACUACGCAUGACAUCCCACAAAUAUCUACAAUGCUUAUAAUAUUCACCCAAGGAUUCAGACGAGUGUAAAUAUGAGCAUUUAAAUACCCAGAAGAGAUUGCAAAGCCACUGAAUAUUUUCAUUUACUUGCUGAAAAUUACAUGGUCUGUCACUGUUUACCGUUUUAUAAUGAAAUUUCAAUGACGGUAUCAAUCUCUGCAUUCAAAUAAAUACUGUAGACAGAGGCUCUGAUGAUGUAAUGAAAACGGUUUAUUUUGUAUCUCAUAAAAAUAGCUGCAUUCAACUCUACCAAAAAAGUGUCAGCAAAAUAAAAGCACAAUCUGACAAUGAUAGGACAAAAGU